AUGAAAAUUACCUCUUACUACAAAACAAAAGAAAAGCUUGGUUUAUUGGAAUUAUCAAGUGAUGACUAUACGAUUCUUAAAAAUUUAAUUGAUAUAUUUGAGCCUUUAUAUCAGACUACUAACCUACUUAGUGGAUACAAAUAUCCUACCAUCGGCUUAUGUCUUUAUGCAAUACGUAAUUUAAAAGAAUAUUUUGAAAAGGAAGAAGAAAAUGAUUCAAAUAUUUUAAUUACUUUAAAACGAUUCAUUCUUGAUGCAUUAAAUCUUUAUUUCGAUGAAAAAGAUGAGCAAUUUUCUCUUUUGAUGUUGUAUGGAUACUUUGAUCCUUUUGGUUAUUCUGUCCUUACACCAAAAGAAAGAUUAAAAGUUGAACGACAAAUCAAACAAAAAAGUAAAGAACAGAACAGAUUUCAAACACCUACUACUACAUCAUCUGCAUUAAUAUCAUCAAAUGAAAGUGUAUAUCCAAGUAUCAAACAAAAUCGUGAAAAAUUAAGUCGUUUAGAUACGUAUUUAAAAUCUAUCAAUAAAUAUAUGCCAACCAACAACGUUAUUCAAAAAACAAUAUCUGAAGAAAUAUCUCAUUAUGGAUCUUUAGUGAAAACUGAUUCACCAAUGGAUGCUGUUUUAUUUUGGCAACGUUAUGGAGAACAAAUGCCUAUACUAAAAGCCAUGGCACAAAAAUACCUAUCAGCUCCCGGUACCAGCGUACCAUCGGAAUCUGCUUUUAGUUCUUCAGCAUAUAUCGGAAGAAAAGAACGUGCACAACUCAGUCCAGAAAAUCUUAGCUACACUGUUUUUUUACAAGAUAAAUUACGAUCGAUUUAA
Molecule: messenger RNA, 828 nt
Organism: Rotaria sp. Silwood2
Lineage: Eukaryota; Metazoa; Rotifera; Eurotatoria; Philodinida; Philodinidae
Source: the annotation of a GenBank genome assembly